UGUCUGCCGCGUCGCUUCGAAAUCGCUUGCAUCUGUCAGUGCAAACUUUUUGGAUCUCUCUCUUUUCCGGCCUUUAAGGUUGUUCUGUGAACACAUUUUUGUCGAGGCCCCACGUAGCCUAAUAAAUCCAGCAAGAUGGUGAAGGGAAAUCAUAUGAUUUCAAAUGGUCACUUCCAUAAGUACUGGCAGCGACACAUCCGUACCUGGUUCAAUCAGCCAGCCCGCAAGGACCGCAGACGUCAGAACCGUAUCAAGAAAGCCAAGGCCGUGUUCCCGCGUCCAGCUACCGGACCUCUGCGCCCGGUUGUACGUUGCCCAUCUCAACGCUACAACACCAAGAUCCGUGCCGGACGUGGUUUCACUCUCGCUGAACUGAAGGGAGCUGGUCUGACCAAGGGAUUCGCCCAGACCGUCGGUAUUGCCGUCGAUCCCCGCCGUCAGAACAAGUCCGUCGAAAGCCGCCAGCAGAACAUCCAGCGGCUGAAGGAAUACCGUAGCAAGCUGAUUCUGUUCCCAAUCCAUGAGAAGAAGAAGCUGCGCAAGGGUGAAGCCACCGAGGAGGAACGCAAGUUGGCCACCCAGCUGCGCGGCCCAGUGCUGCCGAUCGUCAACGAGAAGCCAGCGGUCGAGUUCCGCCCGAUCACUGAGAAGGAGAAGAAGUUCUCUGCCUUCCUCGCCGUGCGCCAGGCUCGUCUGCACGCCCGUCACUUCGGUGCCCGUGCCAAGAAGGCCAAGGAUAGCGCGGAACAGGAGAGCAACGCUCCCGGUGCCGACAAGAAAGAGAAGAAGGAUAAGAAGAGCAAGAAGUAAACGGAUUAACAGCCGCCUAGUUUAGCCGGUUUGUACAAUUUUAUCGAUUAUUAUUUUCUCGUGUAUGUAAGUGAAUGAGCGAAGCUAACUGGAGUAAUAAAACCCUAUUGGAUAAGCUGUUCCUAUCCUGA
Messenger RNA from Ochlerotatus camptorhynchus, 941 nucleotides. RefSeq names its product ribosomal protein L13 (gene RpL13). Gene Ontology annotation, cellular component: cytosolic large ribosomal subunit; ribosome. The transcript has 3 exons. Gene Ontology annotation, biological process: translation. The record is from RefSeq and is a predicted model, not a curated record. Gene Ontology annotation, molecular function: RNA binding; structural constituent of ribosome. NCBI's taxonomy places the organism in Eukaryota, Metazoa, Arthropoda, Insecta, Diptera, Culicidae. Bases 136 to 810 code for a protein of 224 amino acids.